CUAGAGAAGCGGUGAGCACCCGGCGUAGGGAGUGAGCUGCUGCUGCGGCGGCGCUGCUGCACCCGCGGCCCGAGGCCGAGAGUGAGGCCGACGUGCGCCCCGCGAACGUGUCGGAUCGGAGCGACCCAGCUGCUGGGGCCCUUGCGGCCGUGCGGACGUUUCGGCGGGUCGGUGCGCUACUCCCGCGAGGAUGCGGCUGUUCCUGUGGCUGCUGAAGCAGUCGGUGCCGAAGCAAAUCGAGCGCUACUCGCGCUUCUCGCCGUCGCCGCUCUCCAUCAAACAGUUCCUGGACUUUGGGAGAGAUAAUGCAUGUGAGAAAACGUCAUACAUGUUUCUACGAAAGGAACUGCCCGUGCGACUGGCUAACACAAUGAGAGAAGUCAAUCUUCUGCCCGAUAAUUUACUGAACCGCCCUUCGGUGGGGCUGGUUCAGAGUUGGUAUAUGCAAAGUUUUCUUGAACUUUUAGAAUAUGAAAAUAAGAGCCCUGAGGAUCCAAAGGUCUUAGAUAACUUUCUACAAGUUCUGAUUAAAGUUAGAAAUAGACACAACGACGUGGUUCCUACAAUGGCACAAGGAGUGAUUGAAUACAAGGAGAAGUUUGGAUUUGAUCCUCUAAUUAGCAGUAACAUUCAGUAUUUUCUGGAUCGAUUUUACACCAAUCGCAUCUCUUUUCGCAUGCUUAUUAACCAGCAUACACUUCUGUUUGGUGAUGACACUAAUCCUGCGCAUCCGAAACAUAUAGGAAGUAUUGAUCCAACCUGUAACGUGGCUGAUGUGGUGAAAGAUGCGUAUGAAACAGCCAAGAUGCUGUGUGAACAGUAUUACCUGGUAGCUCCAGAGCUGGAAAUUGAAGAAUUUAAUGUUUUGUCUCUGUUUUCAGCCAAAGCACCAGACAAACCUAUUCAGGUAGUUUAUGUGCCCUCACAUCUGUUUCACAUGCUAUUUGAGUUGUUCAAGAACUCAAUGAGAGCAACAGUUGAAUUGUAUGAAGAUAGAAAAGAGGGCUGCCCUGCUGUUAAAACUCUUGUUACUUUGGGUAAAGAAGAUUUGUCCAUUAAGAUAAGUGAUCUAGGUGGUGGAGUUCCACUUCGCAAAAUAGAUCGUCUUUUCAACUACAUGUAUUCAACUGCUCCUAGACCUAGCCUGGAGCCCACAAGAGCUGCCCCUUUGGCCGGAUUUGGUUAUGGUUUGCCAAUUUCUCGUCUGUAUGCUAGAUAUUUUCAGGGAGAUCUAAAACUAUAUUCCAUGGAAGGAGUAGGUACUGAUGCUGUCAUUUACUUGAAGGCUCUUUCUAGCGAAUCAUUUGAGAGGCUGCCAGUUUUCAAUAAGUCUGCAUGGCGCCAUUACAAGACCACACCUGAAGCUGACGACUGGAGCAAUCCCAGCAGUGAACCCAGGGAUGCAUCAAAAUACAAGGCUAAACAAUUUUUUUCUUCUGACUGCCUGUAAAUUCCAACUGUACAAGCAAGAGGACAAGAUCAAAACUAAUAGAACUUUGUAAGGCGCUGAACGCUGUGGCCCUCUUUCGUGAAGAAAGGUCGUCUUCUGCAAGUCGAUGCGAGAGCACUUUUUUCACCAACUCUGAAUGAUUCCCAGUGCUUGAGUGUAUUCUGUCCAUACCAGCUGGAUCUUUCCACGGAGCCCCUCCUGUAGUUAUUCCAGGCAAAAGUUCCACUAAAGUAGUAACUCAAGUAAUUUUUCAUGUUAUUUUGCUGUGGUGUGGUCGGCGCCUAUCACAAAAGAACACAGAGCCUCCUUAGAGCUCUCGUGCCCUCACACUGUCUGUCUCAUUAUCGUAGCGCCUGGUGUCUCCAGUCUUCCCUGGAUCCGAGUUCCUUCCCCAUCCUAGGUGCAGCAGUUACUGCUGCUGCUCUUUCUGACCAAAUACCUUAUUUGUCCCAAACUUCCAGCUAGGGUCGAAGAAUCUGGAAGGAGACCAUAGCAGCUGAGCACGUCUUGAGAAUUCAGUCCCAGGGCCCUCUCUGCUGUGCAUCCCUCCUCCGCUCUCUCAUUGGGUUUGCCUUCCUCCAUCCGGUCUGCAUUCUCAUUAUAGGAGGCGUGGUACUUUCAUAUUAGGUCUUACUGAUGCAUUGAUAUUAUUUUACAAUUCAUUUGUAUACUUCCAUUCCAUCGAUUAAAGCAUUCCAAAAUUUGUCUUGGAAUUUUUCACUUAACGGCUUAAUUUUAAAGAUCGUAAGUGAAAAACUGCUUUGUGGUCAGUAUCGAGCCUAUGAAGAGUGGGAAAUAGAGACUUUCUGCUCCUGUAGAAAUUGCACCAGUCUACUACUAUAUCUUUGUCACGUUCCUUUGUGAUCUCCUAAGGAAUUGCAAGUUCCUGUGUCAUGCACUUUACUAGUUGUAAAAUAGACUACCAAAGGGAAAAGCUCUUUCUAGGUUACUUGAAAACUCCUGUGGGCCUUCAUCAAUUUCAUUUUUCUCAUUUCAGCCAGUUUUAGAUUUGGGAGCUCGAUCUGAUUUUCACACUCCUUCAUUUUUUGCUAGAGUGGAAGUAAGAAUUAACAGGGGACCUGGGUGAGGAGAGAGGAAUGAUGUUAUAUUUACUCUUAGUAAUAGAAGCCAGCGGAGAGUCCACAUUCACAGUAGCAUCUUACAUAACUCCACAGGCUUUGUUUCUCUUCGCUGUAAUUUUUUAUGUCAGUCUAAUUCUUAGUAGUAAGUCUACUGAUUUAGAGGUUGCAAAGUAGUCUUCAUCCCUUAGUCACAUGACAGUGGCAAUGCAGUUGUCCCACCAUCACCGCAGUGGGGAAUUUUUCCUUGGAUGGAGUUAGGCUGUGACCAGCUGCACUUGGCUUGAUUGUAACUCUGUUUCUCUUAGUUUCACUGAAUAUGGUUUUCUUUCAUGUCAUUAUGCUCCCCAAGCUUGUGGUAGUUUCUUUCAUCUUUAGAAGGGUCUCAUCCCUUCCAUCCUCAGGAGGAUCUCAUCAGAGAACUCACAUAUAAUCAGUCAAGUAGAAGACAUAUCGAUGUACUUCCAAGAGAUGGAAGAGAUAGGCCAUGUAGCAGCUUGUUUGUUUGAGGUCCAAGUCAGUGUCUCAGGAAUAGGGCCGUUCGGUGUGAUUAUUCUCUCAUGGUAUAAAAGAGGUAAAAAUAAGCUGGAUGUGGUGGUGCCUGGCUGUCAUCGAACCUCCUCAAAAGACUUGAGUACUGCAGGUUCAAUGCCAGCCUGAGAAAUUUAAUGGGACUCUGUCUCCAAAUAAAAAUUGGUAAAAAGAGCUAGGGGUAUAGCUCAGUGGUAGAGCCCUUACCUAGCAGGCACAAAACCGUAGGUUCAAUCCCCAGCACUGCAGAAAAGAAAAGAUUUAAAGUUAAUGGUCCUUUACAUUUAAAGGCUCUAGCUUCCUUACAAACAUUAGACAGUAUCGCUAGCUUAUUAGAUCUCGAUUUCCAACUGUGCUCCUUUACACUUUCAAGUGGGAUCUGCCACAGGGGAAAGGAGACAGCAGAUUUGUGUCGCGUUACCUUCUGCCUUGUUCCCCCUGCGCUUUUAUCGUUUGAAGAAUGCCCACUGACUGCCAAGCCCUCAAUCAAGCACCACGUAGGGGUCAAAUAUGGAAAAUAUGAUAUAGAAACAUCCUGUCACAUUCUUGACAAGUAUUUUUCAAAAGCAAAAUGUUACUGCGAUGUUUUGAUGAGUCAGUGUACGUUAGAGCGGUGAUGGCAGACCUUUCAGCACUUCUAGUGACCACAAGCAGGCGCCUGUGUCACGUGGCCGUAGGUUCCCCACCACUGCUUUAGAGCUUACUCACGUGCACCUGACCCAGUACAGUCUGCCUUCUAUCCCUUGUCGUUUUUCUUCACUGAGAAUUCUUUUCUGGAGUCUUACUCUUCAUUUCAUUGACAAGAACAUUUUGAGGAUCAUCUUGCCUUCUGCGUUUGUCAGCUCCUUCACCCAAGAAUUCAUUUUUCUUUCUUCUUGACUGUAUAGGAUCCUCUGAGCUUAAGCACAUCUCUCUCAUUGUUUGCUGGGUUUGCCUGUAAGCCAGUGGUAAGAUUUCUGCAUAUAAAUUGUAAUAUAAACAGACAUUGGCCCCUUUUCAGCCAAAUUCUUCCCCAUUUCUGUGUAAUGUCCUGUCAUUGACAUUAUUUGGGGGCCGUGUCUACUACUUGAAAUAGUGCCCGGCAAAUAAUAGAUACUUAAUAAAUACUGUAUCAAAGACUGGAAGCUGACACACGUUUACCUUGGGUAGCAGGACAACAUCUAGGUUCUUAAGCUAUCCCUGUCCCCAAAUCAGGUCAGGGGCUUUGGAAGUAUGAAAUUUCUUUUAAUAGUACUAUGAGAUGACGUUAAAGUAUAGGAAAAUGACAGGAGGUAGGGAAGGAUCCACAGGAGCUAUCUGAUCCCUUCUUUGUCUCCGAAUAUCUGAGUUUGGCUCCAUAAUACAGGAAUUAAUACAGGGGUUCUUUCCUCCCAGUGACGUGGCUUUACCGCCUUGCUUACAGAUUCCAAAGAACUUGUGUACUCAGCGUCCCGUCUGAUCCUUACAAUGCCAUGAGGUAACGGGCCACACAGGAACGACUCUACUUUCAUAUGAAUCCCAAAGCAGUUAAGUGGUUCACCAAGGUGGGCUGGUCAGUGAACAGAAGAACCAAAGUGAGUAGUUGGGUCUUGUUCCUAGGUUAGUGCUCUGAAUAAUACACCAGGCAAUUAGUGUUAUUCCUUUUGAGGAAUUUUUUGGCUAUAUAACUCUCAAGGGUAAGUUUUCAACCAAAAAUUUUCUGUAAUGUGAGCUAAUUCCACUCAGGAGAUGUUUUCUUUUGUGUAUUUUCCAUUUUGGCCUAGUUAAUCAGAGGAGAUAGUCAAAUAGAUCUGGCAGCUUUUACCUAAAAAGACAAGCAGCUUAAAGAGUAUAGCUGUAGGUAAUUACUAGAAUUGUUUAGACUUAAUUCUAUGUUUGAAUGAGAUCAAUGCUCCCUGCCGGCCCUUUCAUACACAGACUCCAAAGACUCGAGAGUUGAUGCUUUUAUGUUUUGGUGGACUGAAUUGUAGUGUUGGUUAGACUUCCUUUCAUAUUUACACGUCUUUCUGUUGCACUGCUUAUGAUGUGUGUUGGCUGGCUAUUAGACUCUUGGCCCACGUCCUUUUUCCCCCAACUCUUUCAGGAUGUUACUUUGUUGUUAUCUCUAUCUGGUGGUGAUGAGAAGUCUGGGUCCAGGUAGACUUUUCUUCCCUUUUUUGUAGAUAACCUGCGUGCUUGCCAUGGUGUGAUUCUUUGUUUAUUCUUGAAAUUCAGUAACUUUAUUUGUGUUUAUCUCAGGAUUGACAGUUGUCUGUUGACUUUUUCUGGUACACAGCGAGCAAGUCGAUACUGACAUUUUAGCCCUUACUGCAUAUUUCUAUCUGUUCUGUUCUCUUUUUUAAGAAUUUGUCAUUGCGUUGGCUCUGUUACCUGCCCUUCACAUUUAUCUUUGGGUAGCUUCCGUCCCCUUGUCUCCCUUCAUGCUGUGUUUUUUUUUCGGCAAGUCUUACCUCCAUUUCAUUGGCUCAGGUUUCAUUACUGUUGAGGCUACACCCUGUUGCUUGUAAUAUGACUUCACUUGUUAGUUUCUUAAAACUUCUUCCCUGUAAGUCAUUCUGUCAUCCUCUUUGAUCCCUUAUUUUAUUUGAGGGCCAAACCAUUUCGUCUAUAUUUUUCAGUUUCUGAACCCAGUCUUUUCCUGGAGCAUGUUGAUGUAUCUUUUGCUUUAUCUUUGGACACGCCCCUGGAACCCGUGGUAUGGCAUUAUAGCUUUUAUUGGGUUCACUAUAGAUAGCUUCUGACUCAAUUUUGGGAUGUGUGUGUUGGAGAGCAGGAGCACUUAUAAACACCCAUUUAUUCUGCCAUCUUUCCCAGCGGUCCAGGUGCUUAAACAUUGACUUUGAAGAUAAUGUCCUUCAUAAUCGAUAUGUUAAUAAACAGAAGGAACCGAUAUUGCCAGCAGGAAAGCACCAUUAACAAUUUAAUCAAUACAGGAUUUUUGUUUACUGUUCUGUGUGGAAAGAUAACUUAGCUCGGGUCCCUGUUCUACCCAUUAGAGAUAUCAGUACCUUCUGGUUAAAACACAGGGGACGUGUGACAUUUUAAUGAACUCAAGUUAUUGGCUAUUGACAGGGAUUAAUUAGUUGGUUAAAUAUUGGAAAAUAUUUCAAACUAAUAAUCAGAGUUAUCAAAGGAAGUUUAAGCUCUUUUAUGAGCAGAUUGCGGUUGCGCUAUCUCACGCGAGCGGAGUGGGCCCUCUGAGAGCUUCACUGGGGCACAGGUUUUCUUACCUGCCUUUUCCACCAGCCCAUCUCAAAAUGUGGCUCAUUAGGGAAUAGAAAUACGUGAAGUCUUCAUCAGGGUUUGUUUUAUUGUGUGUGAAUAUACAGUUGCAUGGUUUGUAGACCAGGGGCCUACCACGGAAGCACGUGGAUUAAUGUUUGUAAAGUGCCUUUGACGUGGAUCACAAGACGGGGGUUUUGUUUGGCCUGUUUGUGGGGUUCAAGCCUCCUUGCCUCAGUGGCCAGCACAUUCCACCAGACAACCAGCAGCAAACGCUUGUCACCCUCAGUGCUCCUGCAUGACAAUCACACAGCCAAGUGACAGCCUUGCUGUAUGUACCCAGCUCCACCUGAGGUGAGGCCUUCCUCUCCGGUCGGUCUUUGCCCCAGUCUCUGCUGAUGUCAGGGGGAGAACCCGGGCACCCUCGUGUGAGACGGACCAAUGAAGGAAAGGCGGCAGGUCGAGGAGCCAUGGGAAGGGAAGCAAUGUGCACCCUCCCCUGUAAAUGGUAUCCAGUGUCCCCUGCGCUCUAGAAACUGUGCUACAUGCGGGGCACACAGCAGUGAUCAAAGCGGAGAGAAAUCCCUGCUUCCUGAGCUCACACUCUAGUGCAGAAGACAUACUAGAAAUAAAGUGAGGUAGUUUUACAGUUCAGUUGCAGUGGAGAAAAGUGAGACGGGGCGGCCCCCAACCUUCUAAGUGUUUUCAUCAUGGACAGAUGUGUUCCUCAGAGGAGGAAGGGCCAGCGAUUUUCAACUUCUUUUCUCCUCUGCAUCUGUUGGUCUGAAUUUGGACUGCGAUCAGCUUAGCGGGAGACCUUGUCGAGAUCCCUGCACUGGGGCUUCAGGGAAACAGAGGGGACCGAGCCCAUUUCAGUCCUUGUCUUGCUGACCGACAAGGAGCAGUGGUCAAUUAGGAGGAACCAACUUCUCCAUUCAGAUUUCACCGAAUGACGUGGGCCAUUCUUGCCUCAAGCAGAAACAGUUACCACAGGUUCUGGAUAUGUCUUCUUGGGAUUCAGAAAUCACUAUUUAGAGAAAUGUUUAAAGCGUCUGGGUGAUGCUGCUGGGUUAAAAUGGCUGCUUUUCAGAAGAGACCCUAUUCAGCACUUCAGCUCAUUCUGGAGGUGGAGGAAAAGGGUUGUCUGAGAAGGCUUCCCUCUCAGGUUAGCGCGAGCUGUGUAUGUCCCCCAAAAUGGAGACAGAAAGCAAUACAAAAUAUUUCCGUCACAAACUUCUUGAGAAACCUCUCUUUCCAGUUUUCCGCCUGUCUCUACAACAGAGGCAUGAGUUCCCGCAGUCCCCGGGGUACGGUGUAGGUGGCCAGGACUCAGGCUGUCACUUGGUGUGGACCACAUGCGCCUCUGCGCCACUCUGCUGGCAGUGGUCCCGCUUUCCCUCAGGCAACAGCAGAGCCGCGGUGCAGACUUGGAGUUCUCCACACCUGCUCGUCUGGGCACUGGGAGGUCUAGCUGACUGGGGAAGGAGAUGGGAUACGUUCAGUUAUUCCCACAGGUAGGGCAGUUUGUCACCCUUUAAAUGGACUUAUUUGCAUACGCACAAAAGUACCUUGGGGCAUCAUUACUGAAGGUCUCGGAACAACUGUUACAGUUAUGUGCUGUGUUAAAAGAAAGACCCCGUUUAUCUCAUGCUAAUAUUCUUUCACUGUUUUAAUUAAAUCACUGAGACACCUUGUGUGUGUAUCAGUGCAAAAACGUUCCACCCAAGGUGGAGAAUUGGCCUCAGCUGCAGCGCUCCCAACUCCAAGUGGUGACAUCAGUCUCCGAUGGGUCUGCAAGUCUCUUGACAAUAGUAAGAAACAGAGCUUCAUGUUUGGAGUGCCAUGGUCCGAUUGGACUAUUGGGGGUAUUUCUGUGGGGCUUUUCUUAAUGGUAGAGAAUUGAGAUGGCGAACCUGUGGUAAUACUGGAUCCAGGAAGCUUACAAUGAAGAGAUGAACUUAACCUGAAAAAUAUUUUUCUGUGCUAUAAAUCUCUCCGUGACAUUUGGAUUAAUCAAGCAUAAUUAAAUGUAGUUAGAUUUUUGUCAGAUUGUAGUUCAAAAUAAUAUUCAUCUAUGGAGAGGGUAAUAUAUUCUGUAGAAAUUUUAUUAAGCACUUUAGUUAAGCAAACACUAAGGAGAACAAAAUCAGCCUCAGGAAGGUUAAUUACUAAAAAAACACAAAGUAUAGUAGAUUAUGUAAAUCAUUUUAAUUUUGAAUACCAUGGCUUGGGCUUUAAUUUACAUAGAGAGGUAUUUUGGAUUUGUUUUUCACUUUAUAUUUUUCAAAAGUACAGAAUUACACUUGCAUUCUUUAAAAGUUCUAAUCAUACCAAGAUUCCAUUAAGUUUUCUUAUCUUUUUCCUAUUAUAGUUUCCAAAAGUGAAGAAUUACAGUUGCAUUCUAUUUUAGGAUUUCACUAAACUUGUGUAAAUUAUAAGAAAGCUAUCUUUACUUCUGUACCACUGAUGGUUUUAAGAGAACUAUGAGGGGAGAGAAUUUGUGUGAAAUCACCCAGCCUGUGUGUAGCUUUGCAAUAAUGUUCAUUUAAAGGAAAACAUUUUUUUAGAAAGGUAAAACGUAAGAGUUUAGACUGUGGUGAUGUCUCUUUAUUUUACUAAUUUCUUGAAAGGGAGGAGUAAGGGAUGAAAUUGAUUUUAUGUGUAUAUACUUUUUUGUACUCAGAGAAUUACACGUUCGCUACCCUUGCCUGUCUCAGGGAAUAGCCUUCGAUAAGAAUCCCACAGAAAUCUUUAACUGUACCGCUGUGUGUUCAGAUUUGAUAGUUCUUGUCUAAAUUUCAGAACCAGAAUUUCAAAAGUAUUGUCAUCGUAGGGACGUGAGAUUCCCCAAGAAACCUGAACUUGCCCUUUUCAUGAGAAUGCACACCCAAAUGUCCUUGGUCUAGGAGGAAUCCCACUUCUCCCCUGCCAUUUGACUUUGUUUGAUAAUGUGCUUCAUGGCUUUUCAGUGAAGAUUCUGUUUUCUACUGGAACUGACUCCUUUUGGGAUAAUAAACUUUCAUUUCAAAGAACAUCGCAUUAAGUAAUUCUAACUUCCAUUAACCUAAAAGGGGCUUGUUAACUUAAGUACUCUGGGCAACUUUUACAGAUGGGCCCAAACUGCAGAAAUGUGAAAGAGCAUAUAUGUGUGAAGCAGUAUUUGCCCUCUGGUUGGCAGAGUGAGGACAUAUCUAACUGGCACAUAGGACUGGUUUAGCUGCUCUCUGAGUCACCCUUGCCUUCCAAAUUGAUUAAAAAUGGCGCACUUAGGAAGGGAUGCAUAUACAUAACAACUACUUAAUGUUUAAAACAUUCUUAUUGGGGAUUCGUUUUGAGAGAAAAAAGAAUCGUAGCAUUCAGUGCUAACUCUUGGUUGUUCACAUGCACUAGACAUUAACAAAGAAGUUACGAAAGUUAAAUCUGAUUGUAAGCCAUGCUAAAGGACAUGACACAAGUGUGUGAAAUCAGAAUGAGUAUAAAAUGUUAUACUGUCUAAAUCAUGGCAUCCCUUUCUCAAAAAUUCCAAUUUGCUUUUAUCAUUUGAAUUGUUACGACUGUCAGAAAUGUCAGUGUAUACUUUGAAAGGCACCGUGUAUUUACAGUAAGAACUGGCUUGUGCCUUUAUCUCUAAAAAUGCUGACGUUAAUGGCUUUACUUAGAAUUAAGGCUAAAACUUGUGCCUAUAGAGAUGGGAAAAGACUUGAGGCUGCCUGCCAUUGACGAGGCCGUUGAAGAGGGACCAGGCUGAUUCUUUUGGGUUUCGCCUGCCACGUGCCAGGUCCUCUCCGGUGGCAGGCUUUUCCUGGCUGUUGUAACAAACGGAAAAAUUAAAUAAAAGGGGCUCAACGUGGUCCUGCAUCUGCUACCUUUUUUCCUGGGUGCCUGUGUAACUGUUCCUGGGGAACAGGUCACAUAAUGUCUUUUAGUAGCUUGCUUUUCACUUUGAAAAGUCCGUGUAAGAGCUGAUAAGUUAUUUUGACCAAUAAAUUGUGCUUAAAAUAUUUUUAGACUAAAAGUAUCUUGACUGCCAAGUGGACAUCCGUGGCAAGGUUUACCUAGAAAAUAUAGAGCCCUGGGGGACUGAAACAUUGCAGUGGCCUUUAUUCAGUGUUGGAGGAAUCGCGUUCUCUUGCUUCCUUCGUUUCCAGUCUGUUCGUUGUUGCAGCCUGCUUUUCUCUUCUGAUGCUGCACAGCCCUAGAACGGAAUGCUGCCCUUCAAUUAGAGAGCGCAGUUGUGUUUGGGUCAGAUUUGGACAACACGCCACAUUUUUAGCUUAGCGUUCUGGCUAACCGUGUCUCUGAAGAGCUUCUUGGUGUUCAGAUCACUUGAGGCGGUACUUGCUCCUUAAAGGUUACGUACACAACAUCUGCUGCUAGAAGUUCACACCCUCACAAAAGUAUCCAAGUGCUUGAACCUUAGAUAUUUCCCGGAUUUAGAACAAAACUUGUGAAUGCCUAAGACAUGCUUGAAGUGCCUAAGAAAGCUACUGUGGAAUGAAAUACACCUCUGUGAACAUACCUGAUGCUGCAAUUAAGUGAAACGUUUCUUGCUUUGCCAGUUUUUCUAACUCCGUUAUCAAAGUGGUAUCUAAACUGGGAAUGCUUGCUGACUUGAUAAGAGAAAAAUAUUAACUUACACAUGAAAUAAAUAUUCUUUACAAUAUUUGUACCCAUGAGUUCAAAUCUGACCUGGUUUGCUUUGUGCCUGUCUCAGCUUAGAUACAGUGAUAAAUGUGCACGUGUGUCCAGCUUUCUGGAGCAACCUUGUGGCAUUAGAAUAAGCCCCGCCCCCACCCCCGGUUCUGUGCUGUGCUGUGGCCUUGCUGGUAUACACCAUUAUGAAUGAAGAAUUAUUUGGGGUGGGGUCAUCUGUCAUUCCAUGUUCCGUGGAGAAAAGUGUCUCGUGAUUGUUGGAAAAACCUGACCAGAGAAGGGUGUGGCUCUGGUAACAUUUCCCGUGAGUCGCAGAGCAAUCUGUGGUGUCCGUCAUAGCAAACUAGUCUUGGAGCACAUGGACAAUUCUGUAUCCCAAUAAUCAGAAAAAUAAAAUGGUAGCUGUGAUUCACA
Molecule: messenger RNA, 11328 nt
Organism: Chinchilla lanigera (long-tailed chinchilla)
Lineage: Eukaryota; Metazoa; Chordata; Mammalia; Rodentia; Chinchillidae
Gene: Pdk3
Product: pyruvate dehydrogenase kinase, isozyme 3
Exons: 13
Coding region: 191-1450 (419 amino acids)
Biological process (GO): regulation of glucose metabolic process; protein phosphorylation
Cellular component (GO): mitochondrion
Molecular function (GO): pyruvate dehydrogenase (acetyl-transferring) kinase activity
Source: RefSeq, a predicted model, not a curated record